UUGGGCUGCGGGCAGCUCGCGCCGGCCGCGGGCGCCGGAGGUGGAGGAAGACGGGUGCCCCUCCGGCUUGAGGACAGACUCGCUUAGUCUUCAGUCAUUUAAGCUGAGUGCAUUGUGAUUUCCAAUAAUUGAGGCAGUGGUUCUAAAAGCUGUCUACAUUAAUGAAAAGAGCAAUGUGGCCAGCUUGACUAAGCCGCCAGCGUGUGCAGCGCGGGCAGGACGGCACCCGGGUCUCGACGGACUUGUGCAUGUUAGCUGUAUAGAUUUAUGUAAGGUUUUUUAAAACUCUGGUCUUUUAAAAUAGUCUUAACCACUUUUACUAUGGAGACAUGUGAGAGCCCCUCUCCUCUCCCGCGUGAGCCCGCAGGAGGAGUGGUGAUGGAGAACCAAGCUUGCCCCCUCCGAGCGCUGCCCCGUGGACAGUCUCCACCACCUCCCCUGCAAACGUCCAGUGAUGCAGAGGUAAUGGACGUUGGCUCUGGUGGUGAUGGACAGGCCGAACCCCGUGCUGAGGACCCGCUCAACUUCUACGGAGCUUCUCUUCUCUCCAAAGGAUCCUUCUCUAAGGCCCGCCUCCUCGUAGACCCGAACUGUAGUGGCCACAGCCCGCGCACCGCCCGGCACGCACCUGCGGUCCGGAAGUUCUCCCCUGACCUUAAGUUGCUUAAGGAUGUAAAGAUUAGCGUGAGCUUUACCGAGAGCUGCAGGAGUAAGGACAGGAAGGUGCUGUACACGGGAGCGGAGCGCGACGCGCGGGCAGAGUGCAGUCUGGCCCUUAGCCCUGUCAGUGGAGACGUGCAUGCUUGUCCCUUUGGCGGGAGUGUUGGUAACGGGGUAGGCGUAGGGGGUGAGAGUGCGGAUAAGAAGGAUGAGGAGAAUGAGCUGGAUCAGGAAAAGAGAGUGGAGUACGCAGUGCUGGAUGAGUUAGAAGAUUUUACUGACAAUUUGGAGCUAGAUGAAGAAGGAGCAGGCGGGCUCACGGCUAAAGCGAUCGUGCAGAGAGACAGAGUGGACGAAGAGGCCUUGAAGUUCUCCUACGAGGAUGAUUUUGACAACGAUGUUGACGCUCUGCUGGAAGAGGGCCUCUGUGCUCCCAAAAAGAGGCGGAUGGAGGAGAAAUACGGAGGAGACAGCGACCACCCAUCAGACGGAGAGACAAGUGUGCAGCCAAUGAUGACCAAGAUUAAAACAGUGCUCAAAAGUCGUGGCCGUCCACCUACGGAACCACUGCCGGACGGGUGGAUCAUGACGUUCCAUAACUCUGGAGUCCCCGUGUACCUGCACCGAGAGUCUCGGGUGGUCACCUGGUCCAGGCCAUACUUCUUGGGAACGGGAAGCAUACGGAAACAUGACCCUCCUCUGAGUAGCAUCCCCUGUCUGCAUUACAAGAAAAUGAAAGACAAUGAGGAAAGGGAGCAAAACAGCGAGCUUGCCCCCUGUGGGGAGGUAUCUCCUGCCAAGCCCCUGAGCCGAUCUGCAGAGCUGGAGCUCCCGCUGGAAGAGCCCGACUCCUUGGGGGCUGACUUGGGGCCCCCAGAUGAGAAGGAUCCACUGGCGGCCGAGGCUGCCCCCGGGGCCCUGGGGCAAGUGAAGGCCAAGGUGGAAGUGUGCAAAGAUGAAUCAGUUGACCUCGAGGAGUUUCGGAACUACCUGGAGAAGCGCUUUGACUUCGAGCAAGUCACCGUGAAGAAGUUCAGGACCUGGGCUGAGCGUCGGCAGUUCAACCGAGAAAUGAAGCGAAAACAGGCUGAGUCAGAGAGGCCCAUCCUGCCGGCCAAUCAGAAGCUCAUCACUCUGUCUGUGCAGGACGCGCCCACGAAGAAAGAGUUUGUCAUCAACCCCAAUGGGAAGUCGGAGGUCUGCAUCCUGCACGAGUACAUGCAGCGCGUCCUCAAGGUCCGCCCUGUGUACAACUUCUUUGAAUGUGAGAACCCAAGUGAGCCUUUUGGUGCCUCGGUGACCAUCGAUGGUGUGACCUAUGGAUCUGGAACGGCAAGCAGCAAAAAACUCGCGAAGAAUAAAGCUGCCCGGGCCACGCUGGAAAUCCUCAUCCCAGACUUUGUUAAACAGACCUCUGAGGAGAAGCCCAAAGACAGUGAGGAGCUGGAGUAUUUUAACCACAUCAGUAUCGAGGACUCGCGAGUCUACGAGCUGACCAGCAAGGCUGGACUGCUAUCUCCCUACCAGAUCCUCCAUGAGUGCCUUAAAAGAAACCAUGGGAUGGGGGACACCUCCAUCAAGUUUGAAGUGGUUCCUGGUAAAAACCAGAAGAGUGAAUAUGUCAUGGCGUGUGGCAAGCACACAGUGCGCGGCUGGUGCAAGAAUAAGCGAGUUGGGAAACAGUUAGCUUCUCAGAAGAUCCUUCAGCUGCUGCACCCACACGUCAAGAACUGGGGGUCCUUGCUGCGCAUGUAUGGCCGUGAAAGCAGCAAGAUGGUCAAACAGGAGACGUCGGACAAGAGUGUAAUCGAGCUGCAGCAGUUUGCCCGGAAGAACAAGCCCAACCUGCACAUCCUGAGCAAACUGCAGGAGGAGAUGCGGAGGCUGGCGGAGGAGAGGGAGGAGACGCGGAAGAAGCCCAAGAUGUCUAUCGUGGCAUCUGCGCAGCCUGGCGGCGAGCCCCUGUGCACUGUGGACGUGUGAUGGCUAGUGGUCCGGGCUCAGGGGCUGCCAGCUCCGCUGUGGGGGAGACCUGCCCUCA
Lipotes vexillifer (Yangtze River dolphin) is the source of this 2701-nucleotide messenger RNA. RefSeq names its product DGCR8 microprocessor complex subunit (gene DGCR8). Gene Ontology annotation, molecular function: double-stranded RNA binding; heme binding; primary miRNA binding. The record is from RefSeq and is a predicted model, not a curated record. Gene Ontology annotation, biological process: primary miRNA processing. The transcript has 14 exons. Gene Ontology annotation, cellular component: microprocessor complex. The coding region runs from base 322 to 2643 and encodes 773 amino acids. NCBI's taxonomy places the organism in Eukaryota, Metazoa, Chordata, Mammalia, Artiodactyla, Lipotidae.